Molecule: messenger RNA, 474 nt
Organism: Caenorhabditis remanei
Lineage: Eukaryota; Metazoa; Nematoda; Chromadorea; Rhabditida; Rhabditidae
Exons: 2
Coding region: 1-474 (157 amino acids)
Source: RefSeq, a predicted model, not a curated record
AUGAGUGUUUCCUUGUCUCUAACUGUAUUUGUGCUUCUUUUUGGAUCAGUGGUUUGCGUACCAGUAAACAAUGAAGUUGACGAGGAAUUCAGUCCGUACCACGGCACAUGCGUCAAAGUCCUUGAUACUCUUCAACAAACUAUUGCAAAACGAGAUGCAAGUCUAAUCAUGGACCUUUUCCCAGAGGAGUUUUUUUACUUGGGAUGCAAUUCGACUCUGUUGCGGGAUCAAUACGCUCAAUCGAUGUCAGUUCUUCCCAAAGAGAUGACUGUGUCCUUCCACCCCCGAUAUCACAUUGCUGUUGGUACCCUGGUCGCUUGCAACGCGGAUAUGGCUGUUGAGAUGGAGGAAAAAGUUCUAGAGAUUGGGAAAAAAACAAAGCACUUCAUGGUCCAAUUUCUCGUUGAUGGACUCAGCUCAACCAUCUUCAGAGCAAAACAAUUUGACUGUGAAAUGAAACCCGAUAUUUUCUAG